Molecule: messenger RNA, 1422 nt
Organism: Enterospora canceri
Lineage: Eukaryota; Fungi; Microsporidia; Enterocytozoonidae
Source: the annotation of a GenBank genome assembly
AUGAAAAUCAUAGACAUUACCAAAAUGGUAGCAUUUGCACUUUGUGUAGUUUGCGAGGCCGAUGACGUACAGACCAUGAACAGAAUAUACGAUUGUUGCACCAGAGGCAAGUUCAGUGAGGCAGAAAGAAUGUACGAGGAAUUGUUGCAGAACACGAAGAAUAACAAGAGAAUCAACCACGAGUACGCUGAAUUCCUCUACAAAAUGGGGAAAUAUCAGCGAAUAAUCGAAUUAAAGGACAUUCUUAAAAUAACCAAAGAGAGGGAGGAUGAAGUCAAGCAAAACAUUGCUGUAAUAAAGACAGGCGUAAAUAAGAACAUCCUGAGACUGCUGGAUAAAAGUCCGAAUUCAUUUGAAAUUGUCUAUGCUGCUGCAGUCAACGCAUUUGAAAAGGGAGAUCGCACCAGGUUCUACGGCUAUUUCAACAGGCUCAAGAGCCUGAAUAAGGAUGAUAAUCGAGUGAUUCUGCUUCAGGCCAGACUCAACAUGGCUGAUGGCCAAUACCAGGAUGGAAUCCGCCUGUUUGAGAAGCUGGGGCACCAGAAUUUCGUAGAAUACGCCAAAUUGUUUCUGGACAAAAUUGCCUCAUUCAACUCAAUUUCAAGUGGUAAAGAAAAGGCGCAACAUUUCGUGCGUCUCUACAACAAUAUGGUACCACUGCUCAUCAAAGACAGGUACAAGCCAUCUCUGUACACCAGAAUUGCCAAAGACGUGCUUGAGAAGAUUGUGGAAAUUUGUUUGAAUAGUGCUAUUGUUGGUGGUGUCGCAUACAGCAACAAGCUGCUCUACUCAGAUCCAGGCAACCUGAAGCACGUUAUAAACCACAUCAGACUCCUUCUGGUUGAAAAUAGAGUCAGAGAAGCUGUCUAUUUAUUCAAGGAGAAGAAGAGUGAGCUGCCUAAAAAUGUUAGGGUGUUUCUGACUGACCUGAUUGAGAGGAAGCAGAAGGAGGUCGAAGAGGAGCAGAAGAAGCAGAGGGCAGAAGAACAGAGAAGACGAGAGCAGCGAGAGAGACGUAGACGUGCUCAAAUGGGUAAGUCAGACAAUGCUGGAAAGGACUUCAAGGAAUACUACAAAACAUUAGCCAUAAAGAAGGAUGCAAAAGAGAAGGAAAUAAAGAAGGCGUGGAAAAAGGCAGCUAAAAAGGCACAGAUUGCGAUGGCAAAGAAGGAGAGGGAGACAGGCGAGAAGGACGAGACACCACUCAAGCGAGUCAACAAGGCCUGGGAGAUACUUGGUGACCCUGAGAAGAAGGAACUGUACGAUAAGGGCCUUGACCCUGAGAAUCCACAGGAAAGUGCUAACUACCAGUACCAACAGCAAUUCAAUUUCGAUGGAUUUGAUGACUUCGACGAGAUCGUCUCCCAGUUCUUCGGUGGCCGAGGAGGUCAGAGAACCUUCAGGACGUUCUCGUUCCACUAA